Paramecium tetraurelia is the source of this 789-nucleotide messenger RNA. RefSeq lists its product as uncharacterized. Gene Ontology annotation, molecular function: metal ion binding. The transcript has 3 exons. NCBI's taxonomy places the organism in Eukaryota, Ciliophora, Oligohymenophorea, Peniculida, Parameciidae. The record is from RefSeq and is a predicted model, not a curated record.
AUGAAGGCUUAUUUGAGAUAUGAAGGCAUAUCAAAGUAAUAGUAUCCUCAGUCACCUCUCCAAGUGGAACCAAAGCCCUUAUUCACCAUGAUGCCACGUCGUAAAACUGCACAAGUGCCCUUUCGUAGAAGUUUGCAUCAAAACAAAUCCCCCACGAAUUUCGACCGAUAAUUCGUAGUUGAGGAAUUGAAACUCGCCAAUGCAUCUCUUCAAGAGGUGAACAAGGAAUUACAACAAUUGAAUGAAUCUUUACAGGAGUAGGUUCAAAAAUUGUAAGAAACUAACAAGGUCUUGCAAUUGCAGAUCAAUUAAAUGACCAUUCAAAUUGAUGACUUGAAAAUAAACAACCGACACUUGAGAUCACAAGAUAGCAGUGUGCAUUUUCAAACCAAAACAUUUGAUUAGAGAUUACAAGAUCAAAAUAGCCAUAUCGGGUAUCUGUAUCUGCAGUUGCAAUUAAAGAAGCUAAAUGAUUAAUUGGAGCAAAAGAGAGUACUAGAAAGCAAACCCAUGAAGUUGCAAUAGCAAGCCCUCAGGGAAUUAGAUAGCAUUUGCUUGGACAUCAAGAGUUUUAUCAUUUGUAAGUUGUGUCAUUAGGAACUCAAGGAUCCAGUAACUGUGAUUCCUUGUGCUCAUUCGUACUGUCGAUCAUGCAAGAAGGGUUACAUGGGAAAAUGCUUCAUUUGUGGACCUGAAGAACAAAUUGAAGCCACCUAUGCCAACAUGCUGUUGAUUCCCAUGAUAGAGCUAUUCAAGAAGAAUUGUGAAAUAAGGGAAUUAUUUAAAUGA